CAUCACCAGUAUCACCAGCACCACCAGUAUCACCACAUCACCAGUAUCACCAGUGCUACUAGUAUCACUAGCGCCACUAGUACCACCAAGAUCAUCAGUAUCACCAGCAUCACCAGUAUUACCAAUACCACCAGGAAUACUAGUAUCACCAAUGCUGAUUGAUGAUUGGUGA
Molecule: messenger RNA, 172 nt
Organism: Racocetra persica
Lineage: Eukaryota; Fungi; Glomeromycota; Glomeromycetes; Diversisporales; Gigasporaceae
Source: the annotation of a GenBank genome assembly